This is a messenger RNA of Thunnus maccoyii (southern bluefin tuna), 1422 nucleotides long. It is a transcript of the gene npy2r, whose product is annotated as neuropeptide Y receptor Y2. Gene Ontology annotation, biological process: G protein-coupled receptor signaling pathway. Gene Ontology annotation, cellular component: membrane. Lineage: Eukaryota; Metazoa; Chordata; Actinopteri; Scombriformes; Scombridae. The record is from RefSeq and is a predicted model, not a curated record. Gene Ontology annotation, molecular function: neuropeptide Y receptor activity. The transcript has 2 exons. Bases 132 to 1244 code for a protein of 370 amino acids.
CUGGAUAUCACAGGGACGAGAAGACGCGCGUUAAAAUAUAUGGUUAAUUUUUUACUGGAGGAAGAAACAAUGAGAGGAAUCUAAAACAUCUCAUUCUGCAGAUUGAGAUUGACUUAUGGGGGCUGUUAGCCAUGGAUACUUCAGAUGAACUGAACAUGACUCAAGUGGAAGAGUCUCAACUUGAGGUUAAAUCUUCCAACUGCUGCUCAUCUACAACCCCGACCAAUGACGGGAACUUUCUGAAGCUCGAGGACAGCACAAAGCUGUUUGGAGUUCAAGUUAUUCUCAUUCUUGCUUACAGCACAAUCAUACUGUUCGGAGUCAUCGGAAACUGCUUAGUGAUAUAUGUCGUCUACAAGUUUAAAAAUCUACGCACUGUUACCAAUUUCUUCAUUGUAAAUUUGGCUGUGGCAGACUUGCUGGUGAACACUCUGUGUUUACCUUUCACGCUGGUCUACACUCUCUACGGCGAGUGGAAGUUCGGUCAGGUGCUGUGCUUCAUGCUGCCCUGCGCUCAAGGCAUAGCUGUGCAUGUGUCCACCAUCACUUUGAACAUCAUUGCCUUGGACCGCCACAGGAGCAUCGUCUACCACAUGGAGACCAAGAUGUCCAAAGACAUGUGCACUGUGGUCAUUGUCAUCACGUGGGCCGUCAGCGCCCUGCUGGCCAGCCCGCUCGCCAUCUUUAGGGAGUACGGGACCUUCGAUCUCUCACCGGAUGAGUCUAUUCAGGUGUGUACAGAGAAGUGGCCGGGAAGCAGCAUGAACGGAAGUAUCUACAGUAUAUCAAUGCUUCUGGUUCAAUACGGUUUACCUUUGGCCAUCAACUCUGUUGCCUACAUCCGCAUCUGGAAUAAGCUGAAGAACCACAUGACUUCUGGAGGCCGAAACGACCACCAUCAGCGCAGAAAGAAAACCACCAAGAUGCUACUGACCAUGGUGGUGGUCUUCGCUGUCAGUUGGUUGCCUUUCCACGCAUUCCAGUUGGCUGUCGACAUUGACAGCAGUGUUCUGUAUAUGAAGGACUUUAAGCUGCUUUUCACUGUGUUCCACAUUGUGGCUAUGUGCUCGACAUUCGUCAAUCCCAUCCUGUAUGGGUGGAUGAAUAACAACUACAGGACGGCGUUUUUGUCUGUAUGUAAGUGUCAGCAGCCUUUCAGUUUGAGGUCGAGACGCUCCAAAGGCAGACAGACACAUAAAGAGGAAGACAGGGUCUGUACAGUUGGUAAAUCAACAAAUGUCUGAGCUGCACAGUCACAGAUAGUGAACAAAUAAUAAUUUGUGGAAAGGUGAAGUUUUUAUUUGGUUUUGUGUUGAAGACUCACCUUCAACUGUAAAGUAAGUCAACUGAUUACUAACACUGCUACACUUGCUGUCAUUCUAAUCAAUGAUGCGUGUCAACCUUAUGUGUUUGUGAGUCACA